CCGUGACAGGCACCCUGCUCCGCCGCCACCGCCACCACCGCCGCCGCUGCCUUUCUUCCUCGUCCCCGGCCGUGCGCGCCGAGCUCGGGAUCGGACUCCCGCACUAGUCCCGCUUCGGGCCGUGCGCCCUUCGCUCGGCGUCCCGGUCCGGGGCUCCGCGCCGCUCGCUCCCGCCUGCCCGGCCGCCUGGCCGCCUCCCCGUAGUCAGAGCGCGGCCACCGAGCUGCUCGCGCCAGCCGCAUCCGCGCCGCCCCUACCGCUCGGCCCUCCGGAGGCUCGGCUCCCGGUUCACCCCUGCCACCUCCUGGCACCCAGGCUGCCUACCUCACGACCCGGGUCCUCGCCGCCGCCUCGCCCGGCCCCACUGUUCUCUGCACAGGGUCUCGCCAGCUCUUUCUCGUCGCCGCCACCACCGCCCCCUUGGAGCAGCGGGUCCGCCGCGGGUCACCAUGCCCAGCAAAACCAAGUACAACCUUGUGGACGAUGGGCACGAUCUACGGAUCCCUUUGCACAACGAGGACGCCUUCCAGCACGGCAUCUCUUUUGAGGCCAAGUACGUGGGAAGCCUGGAUGUGCCCAGACCCAACAGCAGGGUUGAGAUCGUGGCUGCCAUGCGCAGAAUCCGGUAUGAGUUUAAAGCCAAGAACAUCAAGAAGAAGAAAGUAAGCAUCAUGGUCUCUGUGGACGGUGUCAAGGUGAUUCUGAAGAAGAAGAAAAAGCUUCUUUUAUUGCAGAAAAAGGAGUGGACGUGGGAUGAGAGCAAGAUGCUGGUGAUGCAGGACCCUAUCUACAGGAUCUUCUAUGUCUCUCAUGACUCCCAAGACUUGAAAAUCUUCAGCUAUAUCGCUCGAGAUGGUGCCAGCAAUAUCUUCAGAUGUAACGUCUUUAAAUCCAAAAAGAAGAGUCAAGCUAUGAGAAUCGUGCGGACAGUGGGACAGGCCUUCGAAGUUUGCCACAAGCUGAGCCUGCAGCACACACAGCAGAAUGCAGAUGGUCAGGAAGAUGGGGAGAGCGAGAGGAACAGCGAUGGCUCAGGAGACCCAGGCCGCCAGCUCACGGGAGCUGAGAGGGUCUCCACAGCCACUGCAGAGGAGACCGACAUUGACGCUGUGGAGGUCCCACUCCCCGGGAAUGACAUUCUGGAAUUCAGCCGAGGUGUGACUGAUCUGGAUGCUGUAGGGAAGGACGGAGGCUCCCACAUAGACUCAACGGUCUCACCCCACCCUCAGGAGCCCAUACUGACAGCCUCCCCUCGCAUGCUGCUCCCUUCCUCUUCCUCGAAGCCGCCGGGCUUGGGCACAGGGACUCCCCUGUCCACUCACCACCAGAUGCAGCUCCUCCAGCAGCUCCUCCAGCAGCAGCAGCAGCAGACACAAGUGGCUGUGGCCCAGGUACACUUACUGAAGGAUCAGUUGGCUGCUGAGGCUGCGGCGCGGCUGGAGGCCCAGGCACGAGUGCACCAGCUCCUGCUGCAGAACAAAGACAUGCUCCAGCACAUCUCUCUGCUGGUGAAGCAGGUGCAGGAGCUGGAGCUGAAGCUGUCAGGACAGAACACCAUGGGCUCCCAGGACAGCUUGCUGGAGAUCACCUUCCGUUCAGGUGCCCUGCCUGUGCUCUGUGAAUCCACUACCCCUAAGCCAGAGGACCUACACUCACCACUGCUGGGCGCUGGCUUGGCUGACUUUGCCCACCCAGCGGGCAGCCCUUUAGUUGACCACAGUAUGUUUGAGAAUUUGAACACAACCCUCACUCCAAAGCUCCAGUCCAGCCAUUCCUUUCCCCACCUGUCCAGACCUGGGGCCCCAGGCUCCAUCGCCCCUGGUUCUGGAGAGCCAGGAGGACCAGGACUGAGGGUGGGCAGCAGCCAGCACCUUAGGAAUCUGGGCAAAGCUGUGGGGGCCAAGGUCAAUGACCUCCUGCGGAGAAAGGAGUCUUCAAGCCUGGGCAGUGUGGGUGUGAUGGAGAUUAAUAAGACAGCUGGAGCCCAGCUGCCUGGUGGGGAAGACACAGCCUGUGGACCCUGGCUGGAGGAUGAAAGGUCAGUCCAAGAAGCCUUCCCACUGCUGGACCCUCCACCUCCCAUAACCCGGAAGCGAACUCCUCGGGCCCUGAAGACCACCCAGGACAUGCUGAUUUCAUCGCAGCCCGUCCUAAGCAAUCUAGAAUAUGGGACAGAAUCGUCACCUGGGCAGGCGCAGGACUCUCCACCCGCUGCUCAGCCUGUCUCUGCAGACACUUCACGGCCGGAGUCUACCGUUGAAAUGGGAGAGAAGGGAGAGGCUCUGCCCAAUGGUGAGGUGUCCCUGUUGGUACCGGACCUAAUACACAAGAACACCCAGGAGGAAGCCAAGCUAAAAGCAACUGAGGGCAAGAAAUCCUCCUCCCCUGGCCCCAUCGAGAGAAAUGGCCUCAAACUCAGCUUGAGCCCCAUCAGCCUGGCCGAGUCCUGGGAGGACAGCAGCCCACCUCCGCAGGCACGGACUUCCAGCCUUGACAAUGAAGGCCUUCAUCCAGACCUGCUGUCCUUUGAGUAGAAUCUCUUGUCUUCCCUGCUGAACCUCCUCUUCAAUUUGCCCCCCCCCCACCACCACACACAGGUCCAUCGUCCAGUGGUGCCGUGCCCUCAUCUUCCUUAUUGGAAGGCACAGCAGAGCCCACUCUCUACCAGAGGUGUUGUGGGACCAGAUGGCCACUUGUGUAGUCCCAGUAAAGGAGUCUGCAGAACA
This is a messenger RNA of Mus caroli (Ryukyu mouse), 2726 nucleotides long. RefSeq names its product chromosome unknown C1orf226 homolog (gene CUNH1orf226). NCBI's taxonomy places the organism in Eukaryota, Metazoa, Chordata, Mammalia, Rodentia, Muridae. Gene Ontology annotation, molecular function: nitric-oxide synthase binding. The record is from RefSeq and is a predicted model, not a curated record.